CUCGCGGGCCGGUGGCUAUGGAGGCGGCGGCGGUUGAUGGUUGACCGUUGGCUCCAGGGUAGGGGUCGCCGCUUGGGCGAUCCGCUCAAACCAGACCAGAGCGCGUGGGCUGCUAACGCUCGACCUGGAGCCGGCGGGCGAGACCUAGUUGGGCUCCGCCAUGCCGGCUGGGAGUAACGAGCCGGACGGCGUCCUCAGCUAUCAGCAGAGACCAGAUGAAGAAGCUGUGGUGGAUCAGGGUGGGACCAGCACAAUUCUCAACAUUCACUAUGAGAAAGAAGAGUUGGAAGGUCAUAGAACUCUGUACGUGGGGGUCCGGAUGCCCCUGGGCCGGCAGAGCCACCGGCACCACCGAACCCAUGGCCAGAAGCACCGGAGACGAGGGCGGGGCAAAGGAGCCAGCCAGGGGGAGGAAGGCCCAGAGGCCCUGGCCCACGACACACCAUCUCAGCGCGUUCAGUUCAUUCUCGGCACCGAGGAGGAUGAAGAGCAUGUGCCCCACGAGCUGUUCACAGAGCUGGAUGAGAUCUGUCUGAAAGAGGGGGAAGAUGCCGAGUGGAAGGAGACAGCCAGGUGGCUGAAGUUUGAAGAAGAUGUUGAGGACGGGGGAGAACGCUGGAGCAAGCCUUACGUAGCAACCCUUUCACUGCACAGCCUCUUUGAGCUAAGGAGCUGCCUUAUUAAUGGAACGGUCCUUCUGGAUAUGCGUGCGAAUAGCAUAGAAGAAAUUUCAGACCUGAUCCUGGACCAGCAGGAACUGUUCAGUGACCUGAAUGACAGCAUGAGGGUUAAAGUACGCGAAGCCCUUCUCAAAAAGCAUCACCAUCAGAAUGAAAAGAAGAGAAAUAACCUCAUUCCCAUUGUUCGGUCCUUUGCUGAGGUUGGCAAGAAGCAGUCUGAUCCACAUUCAAUGGAUAAAAAUGGUCAAACUGUGUCUCCUCAGUCCGUUCUGACUACAAAUCUUGAAGUGAAAAAUGGAGUGAAUUGUGAACACAGUCCAGUGGACUUAAGCAAGGUGGACCUUCAUUUCAUGAAGAAAAUUCCCACCGGGGCAGAGGCCUCGAACGUCCUGGUGGGAGAGGUGGACUCUCUGGACCGGCCCAUCGUCGCCUUUGUGAGGCUGUCCCCAGCUGUCCUUCUCUCAGGCCUGACAGAAGUGCCCAUCCCGACAAGAUUUUUGUUUAUCCUAUUGGGUCCAGCAGGGAAAGGUCAGCAAUACCACGAGAUUGGCAGAUCCAUGGCCACCAUCAUGACAGAUGAGAUUUUUCAUGAUGUGGCAUAUAAGGCAAAAGAGCGUGAUGAUCUCCUGGCGGGGAUUGACGAGUUCCUAGACCAGGUGACGGUGCUCCCCCCAGGGGAGUGGGACCCCUCCAUUAGAAUUGAGCCACCCAAAAACGUCCCUUCCCAGGAGAAAAGGAAAAUGCCUGGAGUUCCAAAUGGAAAUGUCUGCCACAUAGAACCGGAACCACACGGAGGCCACAGCGGGCCAGAACUUCAGCGCACCGGGCGGCUCUUUGGGGGCUUGGUGCUGGAUGUCAAGCGGAAGGCCCCCUGGUACUGGAGCGACUACCGGGAUGCACUCAGCUUGCAGUGUUUGGCCUCCUUUCUGUUCCUGUACUGUGCCUGCAUGUCGCCUGUCAUCACCUUUGGGGGGCUGCUCGGAGAAGCCACUGAGGGACGCAUAAGUGCAAUUGAAUCCUUGUUCGGAGCCUCCAUGACUGGGAUUGCCUAUUCCUUGUUUGCCGGACAGGCUCUCACCAUCCUGGGAAGCACUGGGCCAGUGCUUGUGUUUGAAAAGAUUUUGUUCAAAUUCUGCAAAGACUACGCUCUUUCAUACCUCUCCCUGCGAGCUUGUAUCGGACUGUGGACCGCCUUUCUGUGUAUUGUCCUUGUGGCAACUGACGCCAGUUCCCUUGUCUGCUACAUUACCCGCUUCACUGAAGAAGCCUUUGCCUCCCUGAUUUGUAUUAUUUUCAUCUAUGAAGCAAUAGAAAAGCUGAUUCAUCUGGCAGAGACCUACCCCAUCCACAUGCAUAGCCAGCUGGACCACCUUAGCCUGUAUUACUGCAGGUGCACUGUCCCAGAGAACCCAAACAACCACACCUUACAGUACUGGAAGGACCACAACAUCGUGAUCACGGAAGUGCACUGGGCCAACCUGACUGUUAGCGAAUGCCAGGAUAUGCAUGGCGAGUUCACUGGCUCUGCGUGCGGCCACCAUGGACCCUAUACUCCUGAUGUGCUCUUUUGGUCCUGCAUUCUCUUCUUCACCACCUUCAUCCUCUCCAGCACCUUGAAGACAUUUAAGACAAGCCGCUACUUCCCAACCAGAGUCCGCUCCAUGGUGAGUGACUUUGCUGUUUUCCUCACCAUCUUCACCAUGGUGAUUAUUGACUUUUUGAUUGGAGUCCCAUCACCAAAGCUUCAAGUUCCCAGUGUGUUCAAGCCAACAAGGGAUGAUCGAGGGUGGAUUAUUAGUCCCAUCGGCCCCAAUCCCUGGUGGACUGUGAUAGCUGCAAUUAUCCCAGCUCUUCUCUGCACUAUCUUAAUAUUCAUGGAUCAGCAGAUCACAGCUGUCAUCAUUAACAGGAAGGAACACAAACUCAAGAAAGGAUGUGGCUACCACCUGGACCUGCUGAUGGUGGCCAUCAUGCUGGGUGUCUGCUCCAUCAUGGGCCUGCCCUGGUUCGUGGCUGCAACUGUCCUGUCCAUCACACAUGUGAACAGCCUCAAACUGGAAUCUGAGUGCUCUGCCCCUGGAGAACAGCCCAAAUUCUUGGGUAUUCGAGAACAGAGAGUGACAGGCCUCAUGAUCUUUGUGCUGAUGGGCUGCUCAGUGUUCAUGACAGCUAUAUUAAAGUUCAUCCCGAUGCCAGUCCUCUAUGGAGUUUUCCUCUACAUGGGAGUGUCUUCACUGCAGGGGAUUCAGUUCUUUGAUCGUCUGAAGCUCUUUGGGAUGCCUGCCAAGCACCAGCCGGACUUCAUCUACCUGCGGCACGUGCCGCUGCGCAAGGUACACCUCUUCACCCUCAUCCAGCUGACCUGCCUUGUCCUGCUCUGGGUCAUCAAGGCGUCUCCAGCUGCCAUCGUCUUUCCAAUGAUGGUUUUGGCCUUGGUCUUUGUCAGGAAAGUCAUGGAUCUCUGUUUCUCUAAGCGUGAGCUGAGCUGGUUAGAUGAUCUCAUGCCCGAAAGCAAAAAGAAGAAGUUGGAUGAUGCCAAAAAGAAGGCCAAGGAGGAAGAGGAGGCCGAGAAAAUGUUAGAAAUGGGAGGAGACAAGUUCCCCUUAGAGAGCAGGAAGUUACUGAGUAGUCCUGGAAAGAACAGCAGUUUCAGGUGUGACCCCUCUGAGAUUAAUAUAUCUGAUGAAAUGCCGAAAACCACAGUCUGGAAAGCUCUCAGUAUGAAUUCUGGAAACACAAAGGAAAAGAGAACCGCCGCCAUUGAAGACCCAGCUUCCCAUUUUCCAGACAUUUCCUCUGAAACCCUCUGCUGGCCUGCUGAGCCAUACGGAUCCAUUCUGCCUCUGAGGAUUGCCUCAGGGAGGUCCCUCUUCCCCCAGGAUGAGGUCGGGGAGUGGAAGGCGAGCAGAGAAGAAAGGGAAGCCUCUCCAGUUCCGGGGCGGUUGCAGGCUCCUGGGCAGCCCUGAGCCUUGGUUUGGUUGCCUACUCUGGGGGAUGCUGGUCAGACCCAGAGGCUGUCAGGAGGGUCUGCUCCUAGGCGGGGCAGUGCCCACCGCUGCAGCCAGAAGAUGCCUCUGACCCGGGCGCAUCUUCAUUGCUCCCUAGCAGCAGCCUGCAGAACUCAGCGAGAACCUUGGAUGAUGAAGGGGCCAAGGGGGACACUGGAGUUGCUUAGCUUAGACAGGAAAAGGCUCAGGGGGACAUCAGUCAUGAUGAGUGAGGAUGAGCAGCUGCUCUCGGUGUUGUUGAUAGAAAAAGAGAAUGAACCUAAAUUGCUACAGAAGGAAGUAGUUUAGAUACCAGGAAGGACUUCCUAGCCUGAAGAAUGGUCAUGGUGUCUGCUUUCUAGGUACCUGGGAAAGGUUUGAUUGUAGUUGUUUGUGAGUAGAAAGGGAGAUGAGGUGUUUUUAUUGGCCGUGUUGUGGAAACACCCGUGUCUUGCUGCUGUCCCUUAAAGACACAGUCUGAUUCCCCUCCUGGAGAGAUCCAGGGGCUUACGUAAUGUCUCCUUAGCUGCCUUAGUAGCAAACCAUCCUCAACUCAAUGGACCAAACCACCUUCAGCCGUGUGGUUGCUUCAUCAUCGUGAGGGUUUUUUGUGGACAACUGUUCUGACUUUCAGAUGUAAAAAGCCACAUUGGGAAAUGGACUGUAAGUGGUGAAAUUAAUUUUGGUAUUUAGCUUAAAACUAUAGUUUUCGUCUUCUCUGUUGCAGUGAAUACUGAGGGUUUGGGCUCCAAUGUGUAUAGACUUUCCCUUCCUUUGUGCACAGAACGUGACUAGCAAGCAUGUCGGUACCCAGGGAAUCAGAUCAGCUCAGUUUCCAUCCUAGAAAAUAGUUCUCCAGUGGGACCCUCGGUGUGUGCUCCUUUCAUAGGUGAAGAGUUGGCUACAUAACUUCUUGGAGUUUGGUAUUCUUUAGACGACAAAAAUAGAUCAGUCUAUUCUAGUCUUAUUCUUAAGGACCUUUGAUAUUGAAGGAAUCCUGCAUUUCUUUCAUAUUUCCCUAUCUCCUGGAGCCACAGUUAUUUUAAUACACAGAUGAUUUUCAAAAUAUUUAACAACUGGUACGGGAUGGACACCAACCAUUCAGAACGGAUGCCUGCUGUAAACUACCAGUAGGUAUGGCUGUACCAGUGCCACUGGCUGAACGUCACGCUGCUUUCAAAUAUUAAAAUGAUAUCCCUUUGAAUUGUGGGUAUUGUUCCUGGUUUGUCUGAUUUCUACCCACCAGGCUGUUUUAGGGACAACCUCGGCUUCCUUUUCUAUGGUGCAGACAGGAACAGUUAUGCUUCUUUGAACUCUAUGGGCAUUAAAAUCUUCGAGAGCCAAAGCUUCACAUUUUAUCACUUUAGCAUUAAUGUAAUAAUCAUCAUACCCACCUACCUGCCCAUUUAGAAAAACAUCGAAAGGCAACCCGUCAAUGGGAAAAGCUUUCUUGCUAAUCUUCCCUGUCCCUCUCUGGCUGCUUCCUUGAGCCUGCCUCCUUUUUCAUCUUCUCUGUUCCCUUAGAACAAACCCUUACCUUCCUCCACCUUCCUCCCCCAUCUCUUCUUGCUGCCUCCGCUCCCGUGUCGCAGCCUCAGUGUGGCUGAAAGGCACAGAACGGGAAAGAAUACAUCAUGUGACAGAACUAGGUGACAGUUCAGCGCACCUCACACACUGAGGUCUUGUGGUGCCCUGUGCCACCAGGUUUCUGGAGAGUGGGGGGCCUGUCUUUGUUAACUCGGCAUAGUGCAUGCGCCCCGAGCCAGACCCUCCCAGGUUACUGCACCUUCAGAAAGUUGGCUUGGAAAGGCUGGGCCAGUCUUUAGGCUCUUAGAUUUCCCUCCAGCAGUAGGUGGCCUCAUCUGUACCGCACGUUGGUGGUAGGAGCAUUCCCUACUCUUCCUCACUCGUCUUUCCCGUGUCCCACCCAGCACUCCACCUCAGUCCUGGCUGCUUCCUUGUUCAGGUCUGCAGCCAUGACCAUGGGUGGCAGAGUUAAGCUGGGUGGUCUGUAGGGUAGGAAACUGGGAGUGAUGGUGAAGAGACAGCCACAUGUGUGUGUGUGCGUGUGUCUGCAUGUGUGUUUGUCAACAGAUGAAUGUGGACCCAUGAGAUUUCAGCGCUGUUAUUAAACAGCCUCAUGCACCUAGACUGUGGGGAUAUUAAAAGGUUUAAUAAGGUUAUUCUCCCACUUAAGGCGUCCCUUCUCUACUCUGACGGAACAGCUUGAGGGCAAAUACAGGCACAUUAGUCUUGAAAAAGGUGUUUCCACUCAACAUUACAGAGAAACUGAUUGAGGAGUAGAAAGCAAGGCAGGUAGUUAGGGAAUUUCUACACCAAGGCUUGUUUGGGCCAGAGAAGUGGGCCACCUCUUUUAGGACAAGGGGAGAUUUCAAGAAUAGUUUGAGUGUUGGCAGGCCAAUGCCCUGAUAGGUUGGUAGUGUAGAAGAAGGGAGGUGGGGAGGCCAGGGAUUUAAGAAAGUGAUGGUGAGUGGAAUCUCAGUUCUAAGGGGAAGAACUGGCAUCACUAAGUGGGUGGGUUCCUUCCCAGCCCUUGACUUAGAGAAGAGUUGGCCUAGGGAGAAGGUGAAGGCCAGCAGAAAUAUGCUGUGAAACUGCCAAAAAUGUUUGGUUGCACAAAAUGCAGGCUAGCUCCUUUUAGGUAUAUAUGACUUCAGACUUCUGCUAUUGGAGUAAUUGGGAGAGCUGGUCCUUGCUGCACACAGCUCCUAUUCCUAUAUCCUUGUUCAUACGCAUUUGCCUUUGGGGUAGAGAGGUAGGGAACCAUAUAUUUUCAAAAAAUGUUAUAAAUAGUCUCUAUUUGUCUGGAAUAUGACUGGCUUUUCAAUUAGUCAUAGGUGUUUGAUAAAAAAUCUGGUAUACGCCAAGUCUUAGAUGUGGUUGACAUCUCAGGCUAUGACAAACGCGACCUUCAAGAGGUCUCUGGUUUGGGGAAUCUGGUUUCUGGUCAUCCAAAAAAAAGAAUUCCCAGUUCUACUUUAUUUUCCACCUAUGCAGUGCUCUGGACUUCCGUCUUCAUGGAGGAAUUGGCCAUUCUCCCUGAAAUUCCUCUGUCAAUGUCAGUGUCCAUGUUUGGAGUCGCCAGGCUUUCCUGAAGCUUAGGAGAAAGCUUGAGCUCAGGGCCCGUGGCUUUCAUUUUAACCAGCAUCACACAUACUAUGCGGUCUGUUCUCUCUGCUACUUUAUCAGCUGCUCUAAAUGUCUUCUUUCCAUGGAGAGUUAGCACCUCCUCCGAGGAUUUUUAAGCAAUCUCUGCUAGUCUGUUACCGCAUUUCCCCAGACUUCUCAGGUUUCCCAGCCGCAUCCUGGCAGGACACUGAGCAUGCACUGGAUGUUUUCAGCCGUCUUGUCUUCCUCUGGUUGUAGCUCUCAGGCCUCCUGCAAGGUCAAAAUCCCUCCUCCUGGCCCUGGGCUGGCCAAAUGUGACAUCAUCCUCAGUUUUGUCCCCUUUUACUGACCCAGCUUUUUCAAGCUCCCUUUCCCCUCCUUUCUGCUUUUUCCUCCAUCUUUCAAGUUCUCUUUGGAAAGAAAAGGAGUGCUUGGUCACAGGUCCUUCACUGCCAGUUGGAGGUGGUGGGAGAGGUGAGGAGCCUGGCGGGUUCUGGGGCUUCUCAAAAAGGGAACUUGGUGGUUAUUUGCCUUAUUUAGAAUGAGGGACAAAGGAUUCGCAAGCCCUCAGGCUCAUCCGUAUUUCAGCGUAUGAGAAAGACAUUCCAAACCCAAAUCGAAGGGAUUUUUUUCUACCAAAUCUACUGUUUAUGAUUCUUGGUGCCCUUGGUGUCUUAUAUUAAUUACAGAGAAUGCCUAGUUGACCCAGUUCGCAUUUCUUUACCAGAAAGGAGGCUAAUCUUCAUCACCAAAAGAAGUGUGAAGUCACUGUAUUGCUUGAAGCUGAAAAGAGGAAAAGGAGGGUCAUGUGAAUCUUUUUAAUGGGAAAAUUCAGAAAGUGGAAUGAUUCCUCCCGAGGCCUAACUCGUAGGAGAUUCUGUGCGCAAAGGGAUAUGAAAUGGUUUUUCUGAUCCUUCUAAAAAGAAAAAGGAUAGCGUUUUCUUAAACCCAGCCCACUUUCAGCAUUGGAGAAAACAGAAUUCUUCUGUCUUGUCCAAUGGCAUUAGUAUUUCUGAGAGAGAGAGAGAGAGAAAGCGACCACCCACAGCCUGCCCGAGCCCAGCAGCAAUCAGCAGAGCUUGGGCUGUUCUCAGCAGCUUCGCAGUUGACUCCAGCAUGCAGGGUUUUCACACAAGCAAUAACGUUGGAAACAGAAGUACCAAACUGAAUGUGCAACUACUCCUUUUGCAAAAGAGGCCAAAAUCCUCCUCCCCGCACCUCCCUCCUGUAUUCACUCCUCCAAGAUGAUAAUAAGCCUCCCUCUCGUCUGUCUGUGUCUGUCUGUCUGUCUGAUUGGUUAGAUACAGCCGCCCUCCCAAGCAAAUGGUGUUGAGUGGAGAGCAGAGCAACCUUCCCACGGAAGGGACCACUUGAGGUGCUGGUACAUUUCCCUCGUUUUCUAUGUUCUUUCUAGUAGGUCUCCUGUAGAGAUAGAGAUAUUUUUGUUUUAGAGAUUCCAAAGUAUAUAUUUUUAGUGUAAGAAAUGUACCCUCUCCACACUCCAUGGUGUAAAUAGAACAAGAGCCAAUGCGUCGUUGUGCUAAUCCCGUAGCGAGCUGCGGUAGGAACAGGCCCCCCCCACCCCCGCCCCACCCCCGACCACCAAGUCUCAUGGUCUGUGUGAACCAGGGGAGGUGAUGGUGACACCUCUGCCUGCCCAGACCUUCCUGUGCUCAAUGAGUGACAAAUAAAAUCUGUGUAACUGUUCA
Phacochoerus africanus (Common warthog) is the source of this 8505-nucleotide messenger RNA. It is a transcript of the gene SLC4A8, whose product is annotated as solute carrier family 4 member 8. Gene Ontology annotation, biological process: bicarbonate transport; regulation of intracellular pH; monoatomic anion transport. NCBI's taxonomy places the organism in Eukaryota, Metazoa, Chordata, Mammalia, Artiodactyla, Suidae. Gene Ontology annotation, molecular function: monoatomic anion transmembrane transporter activity; sodium:bicarbonate symporter activity; solute:inorganic anion antiporter activity. The coding region runs from base 161 to 3646 and encodes 1161 amino acids. The record is from RefSeq and is a predicted model, not a curated record. The transcript is spliced from 25 exons. Gene Ontology annotation, cellular component: plasma membrane.